Messenger RNA from Boleophthalmus pectinirostris (great blue-spotted mudskipper), 3309 nucleotides. RefSeq names its product scavenger receptor class A, member 3 (gene scara3). NCBI's taxonomy places the organism in Eukaryota, Metazoa, Chordata, Actinopteri, Gobiiformes, Gobiidae. The record is from RefSeq and is a predicted model, not a curated record. The transcript is spliced from 11 exons. Bases 8 to 1891 code for a protein of 627 amino acids.
ACAUGACAUGAAAAAUGAGGUACUACAAAUGGCUGUGUUACUAAAGCGGGUCUGUUUUGUGUCUUUUUCUUUGCCAGAGAACUAUGGAGGAUACGAGAACCAGCUUUUCAAAGAUGAAGAUUUCACAGGAGAAGAGGAGGAAAUACCUUCGUUUAGAGGUCGGAGCAGGAGUGGCUGUGUGCGCUGCCAACAGACCAAUGCUCUCCAGCUGGCCAUCAAAGUCCUGUAUGGAUUUGUGGCCUUUCUCAUCAUCACCGUAGCAGUGUUGGCUUCACUCGUAUUCAGAAAAGUGGAGAACCUUUCUGUAGAAGAAACCAACUACUACAAUAAGAUCAACAAGGUGCAGCAAGGACUAGAAGAUUUGAGCGUGGCCUCUAAUUGCACCGGAUGUUUAGAUGUGGCCACGUACACAGAGGAGAUCAGCCGCUUGAAAAGAGAGUUUGAAGACAUCCAGAGAAUGAUCCUGGGACAAGAGCAGCUCCUGGACCAGUCUUCCCAAGCCCAAGCUAACCUGCAGGCCGCUAGUGCCCGCCUCACUCGAGAUGUUCAGAACCACCUGAGGGCCAUCAAGAUCCUGAACCAGACCUUAGACAGGUUCUCCAACCAGGUACAGGGCUGGAGAGACGUAAUCGAGGAAACCGAGGAGAAGAUGAAGACCCUAGCAGAGGAUCAGGAUGAUGUGAAAGCUAUAGCACAACAAGUCAACACUACUGUGGCACUAAGUACCAUGUGGAUUGAUGCCCUCCAAAGAAAGGCAGAUGAGGAGACAUUGGUCCUACAGAAACUGACCACAGACUGGCAGAACUACACCAAAGUCCUGGGCGCCAUCAAGUCCAACACCAGCACCACCACCCAGAACAUGCGCUUCCUCCAGAACAGUAUCCAGGCCGACCAGCAGCGCAUUGCCAUGGCCACCGAGAUCUUCUACGACCUCACCCAACAGGUGAUGAAUCUCCAAAUGCAACUGGACAAUGUGACUUCAUUCAUGGAUGAACAUGAGGAGAACAUGCACGAUCUUCACUAUCACUCAAAGUACUAUGAGAACCGUACUGGGGAGCGCUUCUCUGCCUUGGACGGUCGUCUGAACUCUAUAGAGAUGGAGAUCGAAACCAUCUCGUCCAGUAUCAAUGCCACAGUGAACCAUGUGCAGAGCAUGUACAAAUACAUCAGCAUCGAGAGCUCCACCUGCCAGAGCCGCCUGGGACGACAGACCGAAGACCUACAGAGUCUAAACACCACAGUGCUGUUGCUGCUGAAUCUCGCGGACUCCCUGAGACAACAGAACAUGCUGCUGAACGUGCGUUUGGAUGUGGAUGUUCGAAACCUGUCCAUGGUGAUGGAGGAGAUGAAGCUUGUGGAUGUCCACCACACACAACUCAUCAAGAACUUCACCAUAGUCAAAGGUGCUCCAGGACCUCCAGGACCCAGAGGCUUCAAAGGGGACCCUGGUGCCAAAGGUCCAGUUGGACUAAGUGGGGGCAAAGGUGACCGAGGACCUACAGGAGGACGUGGACCACAGGGAGAGAGGGGCGUCCCAGGACCUAAAGGACCUCCUGGAGAGCCAGGAAGUGGCGGUACAAGAGGUGCUACUGGACUUAAGGGAGCCAAGGGGGAAAUGGGUCCCACUGGUCCCAGAGGUGAAAAGGGGUUUAAAGGAGAUGCUGGUAAACCUGGCAGUGUUGGAUUGCCAGGACUCGAUGGACCAAAGGGGGAUCCUGGAAUUGAAGGUGCUCGAGGACCACCAGGUCCACCAGGACCAAGGGGUAAACCAGGGCCAGCCGGACCACCCGGAGCACCAGGGGUUGCCGGACCUCCAGGCCAGCCCUAUUACAGCCCUCAUCAGACAGAUAUCCAGACAGUGACUCCAGGAGUGGACUCAAAGAGGCACUGAGGAGUGAAGUGGGACAAAAGCAUAUACUAGUAUUUCACAAAACCAUAAAACACUUGAACAAGUUAAAAUGAAUCUUUUGUGAUAUGUGAUGGUCAAUGUCAUUUUGGAUGCGUCUUUAUGAAACACACAGCAUCUACAUUUUAACUUUAAAGACUUCUUCAGUUUUUUGUUUUUUUUCAAAAGCUAAAUUAGAGUGAGAAACUUCAGAAUGCACUUAAUGCAAAACUACCCUGUUCGUUUUGACUGGACAGACAUUCAGCUUUUAAUCCAACUGAUGGUACUGCCCUGUUUUACUUGCAUUUUAACAUUUUGAAUCAGUAGUAAAACAAAACAUGUGUAUAUUUUGCAUUUGGUCAAAGUUGAAUGUACUUGAGGUCGUGAUUGUUGAAAUGUGAGUUUAGUUUUGCUCAAAGCUUCCAACAACAUUAGGUUUACAUUGUCCCCCACUAAAUGUAGCUCACUAAGUAUGGUCUUAUCAUGGUGGGUGGAUAAAGAUUUAUGCUGGUUGUACACUGACUGCAAGUGUGGCACAAUUUGAGACUCGGGUGAGUCCCAUAAGACUUAGAAAUUCAUUAAAAUCAUUGCGCCCUUCCACAGUGGCCUCUGCACCCUGCCACAUGGAACCAGGCAGAGUGCAAGUGUGGGUCCAAAUGAGGAAAAAAUCUGCAAAAAAAAGUUUUUUCUGAACACUGCAGCGGUCCAAUUUUCAGAUCAUUACACAUGAAUAAUUGUGUGAGACCACGUGCCUUGGUUAAAUACCACCACAGUUGUCAUAGUUGGUGAGACGGUCUGCAAGUAACCCACUCAAAGUACGUGCCAAAUCCGUCCUGCAGUUAGUGUAAACCCAGCACUAUAUUACCUUUAAAAGUUUCAGAGCAGGCUCUCUGAGAGUGUGUGAUUGAAGAAGCAUGACUGUUUUGAAUACUGUAGAUCAGUUGGUAAGAAACAUCAUCGUGAAUAGACUUCACAUUUUAAAUCCUUAAGAUUUUGCAUUUUUUUCACAGCCAAAAGAUGGAUCAGGCAUAAAAACAUCUGACAGACUUAGAUCUGGAAAAAUGGAAGCUAAGGGAUUUCAAUUUGACUGGAACCAUAUACUGAUGGAGAAGCGUUUAGGUCAUCUACAACCACUCCAAAACUGCAGUCCUUUGGGGCUUUCCUGAUCAGUACCAAAAGUGGUCAAAGAAAACAGUGGCUCAAAUUGUAUACACUGUUGCAUAAUUACAUGUGUACCACUAUUAAGUAGACCUAUCAUUUUAACUCAUGUUUGUUGCCUGAUCAGAGUAGGCUAUAAUGAAAUGACAUCGGAUGCUUUUUCUGUGAAGUUCACUACCAUCUGGUUUAGAUUUUGUACAUGUUGCUAUUUCAGCUCUGAUCACUCCAGCUCAAAAUGGACUCAAGAGUAAUCGCCUAUAGAGAAA